AUGUCAAGUUCAAUCUUCGAAGAUGGCUUCUCCUCCGAUCGGCUCUUCAACCAGGGCUACUCCUACACCUACGAUGACGUCAUCUUCCUUCCUCACUACAUCGACUUCCCCACCGACUCCGUCCAUUUGCCCACCAGACUCAGCCGCCGCGUCCCCCUCUCGAUCCCCUGCGUCUCGUCCCCCAUGGACACCGUCACCGAGGCCCACAUGGCCAUUUCCAUGGCCGCCCUCGGGGGCAUCGGCAUCAUCCACUCCAACACGACGCCGUCUGAGCAAGCCCACAUGGUUAAAGCCGUCAAAUCUCGCCGCGUCCCGGUUCUCUCCAAUCCCGUUUUCAAAUCCCCAAGCGAUCGAAUCCAAUCCGAUGACGUCUUCGACUCUUCCAACCCCUACGUCCUGGUCACUGAGAAUGGGAGUCCCAGUUCGAAGCUUUUGGGGUACGUGGCGGGUAGAGAUUGGGCGAAAUUAGGAGACAAGGAGGUGAAGAUUUACGAUUACAUGGUGAACUGUACGGACUUAACGGUGCCGUGGAGUUACGAUUUGGGGCGGAUUGGGGAGCACAUGGAGGAGAAAAGGCGAGAUGUGGUGGCUACUGUGAGGGACGAUGAGGUUGUGGAUGUGGUGGCGAAGGAGGAGGUGGAGAGGAUUAAAGGGUACCCGAAAUUGGGGGUGGGGACGGUGGGGCCCAACGGGGCGUGGCGGGUCGGGGCGGCAAUCGGGACAAGGGAGACAGAUAAGGAGAGAUUGGAGGGGUUGGUGAAGGCAGGGGUUGAUGUGGUGGUGUUGGACAGCUCUCAGGGGAACUCCAUUUAUCAGAUUGAGAUGAUUAAGUAUGUGAAGAAAACUUACUCGAAUUUGGAUGUGGUUGGUGGGAAUGUGGUGACGGUGAGUCAGGCGCAGAAUUUGAUUCAGGCUGGUGUUGAUGGGUUGAGGGUUGGAAUGGGAUCUGGCUCCAUUUGUACCACACAAGAGGUCUGCGCCGUCGGGCGGGGGCAGGCAACUGCUGUUUACAAGGUUGCAUCUAUUGCUUCACAAAGUGGGGUGCCUGUCAUUGCUGAUGGUGGAAUUUCCAAUUCUGGACACAUUGUCAAGGCUUUGGUCCUUGGGGCUUCAACUGUCAUGAUGGGAAGCUUCUUAGCUGGAAGCACUGAGGCUCCUGGGGCUUAUGAGUAUCAGAAUGGUCGUCGAAUAAAAAAAUAUCGAGGCAUGGGAUCUCUUGAAGCAAUGACAAAAGGCAGCGACCAAAGGUACUUGGGUGAUACAGCUAAGCUGAAAAUUGCACAGGGCGUGGUUGGGGCAGUUGCAGACAAAGGUUCUGUUUUGAAGUUCAUACCUUACACAAUGCAAGCUGUGAAACAAGGUUUCCAAGAUCUUGGUGCUUCUUCUCUGCAAUCUGGUCACGACCUCCUAAGAACCAGCGUUUUAAGGCUAGAGGUAAGAACAGGAGCAGCACAAGUAGAAGGUGGAGUUCAUGGGCUGGUUUCUUAUGAGAAGAAGUCAUUUUGA
Prunus armeniaca (apricot) is the source of this 1506-nucleotide messenger RNA. NCBI's taxonomy places the organism in Eukaryota, Viridiplantae, Streptophyta, Magnoliopsida, Rosales, Rosaceae. The record is from the annotation of a GenBank genome assembly.